AUGGUGGAACAGAUGAGAAACAUAGUUUUGUUCACUCUUCUUUGUUCUAUACCAGUAGUAUAUCUCGCCGGCGGCAGUCAGCAUCAGCAUAACAAUGACUGUUCAAGAGGAUCAGAUACAUGGCAAACAUGUUAUGACUGCUACUGUAAUCAUCAUCAUUCGUCUGCAUGCAACCACUGUAGACAUUGUGAUAUACAAUGCCCUGAUAAAACCAACCCACCAAUCACUACUCAUGUUCCUUUAACUACAAUUGAGCCACAUACCAAACUAUGCGAUAUUGUGAAAAUAUUCGACGCUGUCGCAAGAAACCAGUUCAUCCACAAUUCAACAGCUGCAAUAUGUCAGAACGAUAAUGAACACCAUGAUAAUGAUGCUUUAGUUAUGACACUGUGCAACGCACCUGGCAGUGCAAAUUGGAUUGAAGGAGAACAGGUUCUGUUGAGUAGUGGUACAUGCUCACAAUCAGCUAAACCCUACACACCAAUAUUCUACCAUCUUGAAAAUGUAAGACGGGCAGGUAUACUUAUAGCAUGUGAUGGAAAUGAGAUCAGGUAUUUCCACCAGGAAUGCGAUACAACCCCAGUGGUGAAGCAUGUGAAUCCAACGCAAAUAGACAGAAUACACGUGCUGACAUGGAGUUAAACUUACAGAAUGUUUUCAAUAUGUCAGAUUUUAUUUCAUUAAC
Messenger RNA from Mytilus trossulus (common blue mussel), 685 nucleotides. RefSeq lists its product as uncharacterized. Bases 1 to 642 code for a protein of 213 amino acids. The transcript has 7 exons. NCBI's taxonomy places the organism in Eukaryota, Metazoa, Mollusca, Bivalvia, Mytilida, Mytilidae. The record is from RefSeq and is a predicted model, not a curated record.